This is a messenger RNA of Aphanomyces astaci, 1703 nucleotides long. RefSeq lists its product as hypothetical. Gene Ontology annotation, cellular component: cytoplasm. NCBI's taxonomy places the organism in Eukaryota, Oomycota, Saprolegniomycetes, Saprolegniales, Verrucalvaceae. The coding region runs from base 141 to 1532 and encodes 463 amino acids. The transcript has a single exon. The record is from RefSeq and is a predicted model, not a curated record. Gene Ontology annotation, biological process: L-serine catabolic process; tetrahydrofolate interconversion; folic acid metabolic process. Gene Ontology annotation, molecular function: pyridoxal phosphate binding; serine binding; zinc ion binding.
CGCAUAUAGAAGGUGUGGUAUUUAAAUUAUUAUGGCACACUAAAACAAAUGGUCCGAACUGCAACUUCCAUGGCAAACUUCUUCGCAUUUCGUGGCCACGGACCUGCUCACUUUCACAUCUGCGUCGUUCAAGCAACAACAUGAGCUUCCCUGCCGGCAACACCCCUUUGGAACACCACGAUCCUGAGUUGUUCAACUUGAUCGAGCACGAAAAGAACCGUCAAUGGAAGUGCUUGGAACUCAUCGCGUCUGAAAACUUCACGUCCCGCGCCGUCAUGGACUGCUUGGGCUCGUGCUUGACCAACAAGUACGCCGAAGGCUACGUGAACCAACGCUACUACGGCGGGAACGAAGUGAUCGACCAAAUCGAGCAGCUCUGCCAAGACCGCGCUUUGCAAGCGUACGGGUUGAACCCUGCCGAAUGGGGCGUGAACGUCCAGCCGUACUCUGGCUCCCCCGCCAACUUUGCCGUGUACACGGCAUUGUUGCGUCCUCAUGACCGCAUCAUGGGCUUGGACUUGCCCAGUGGAGGCCACUUGACCCACGGUUUCUACACGUACAGCAAGGCCGAGAACACCCGCAAGGCCGUGUCUGCCACGUCCGUGUACUUCGAAAGCUUGCCGUACCGCGUGCACCCCGAAACCGGUCUGAUUGACUUCGAUAAGUUGGCCGAAUCCGCCAGCCUCUUCAAGCCCGCUCUCAUCGUGUGCGGUGGUAGCGCGUACCCCCGUGACUGGGACUACUCUGCGUUCCGCAAGAUCGCUGACGACAACGGCUCGUUGCUCAUGUGCGACAUGGCCCACUACUCUGGCUUGGUGGCCACCAAGGAGCACAACGACCCGUUCGAGUUCUGCGACAUCGUCACGACCACUACCCACAAGUCCCUCCGCGGCCCCCGUGCCGGCAUGAUCUUUUACCGCAAGGACGCGCGUAACUUUGAAGUCAAGAUCAACCAAGCCGUGUUCCCCGGUCUCCAAGGCGGCCCCCACGAGCACCAAAUCGCCGCCAUCGCCACGCAAUUGAAGGAAGUGCAGACUCCUGAAUUCAAGCAAUACGCGAUCCAGGUGAAGGCCAACUGCCGCGCCCUAGCCAAGGCGCUCACCGACAAGGGGUACGUGCUGGCCACUGGCGGCACCGACAACCAUUUGCUCCUCUGGGACCUCCGUCCUGCCGGCAUCACCGGCGCCAAGAUGGAGAAGCUCUGCGACGUGGCGAGCAUCACCCUCAACAAGAACUCGGUCCUGGGCGACCGCAGCGCUAUCUCCCCCGGCGGCGUCCGCGUCGGCACCCCCGCGCUGACCUCGCGCGGGUUGACCGAGUCGGACUUUGUUCAUGUGGCGGAAUUCCUCCACCGCGCCGUGCAGUUGGCCUUGGAAAUCCAAGUGACCAGCGGCAAGAAGAUCUCGGACUUUAACGCGGCCUUGGCCUCGCAUGCCGGCGUCAAGCAAUUGCGCGACGACGUCAACACGUUCGCGACGCAGUUCAACAUGCCUGGGUUCGACGUCGCGACCAUGCGCCACAAGGAAUUGUAAUGUAGUAUUUGGUGAUGAUUGAUUGUGUCGUCAGUUAUUCUCGUUGGAGGGGAAACCGUCGGGUCGAAGGCAGUUUUAGUUGGGCCUUCCAUCGCCAGCGCUUUUUCGAAAACUAACUUGAAUACUGUAUUGUGCGAUGAUCACUGUUGGGGUUAUUUAGUUCGACUUGGG